GAAUCAAGCCACGUCACGUCGUCUGCGUGUUCCAAUCGUCGAUCGCGACUUCGGCGAGCGAAUUUGUUGUGGCACUGCGGCAGUGUGGGUGUAGUGCAUGUCGGCAGCGAGUGUGAUCCUCCGGUGCAUCGAAGAAACUCGCUCCAAUCGAAUCCAACCGCUAGCAGCAGACCUCCGCCAGGCACAGCCAAAGCUCCCAACAUGAAUAUCUUCCGGUUAUUCGGUGAUCUUUCACAUCUCCUCGCGAUUAUCAUCCUGCUGGAUAAGAUAUGGAAGACGCGAUCGUGCGCUGGAAUCUCCGGCAAGUCGCAGAUCCUCUUCGCGCUGGUCUACACGACGAGAUACCUCGACCUCUUCACCACUUAUGUCUCAUACUACAACACCAUCAUGAAGCUCAUCUUCAUCGCGGCGUCAAUGGGGACCUGCUACCUGAUCUACAUGAAGUUCAAGGCGACCUAUGAUCACAAUCAUGACACUUUCCGCUGCGAGUUUCUCAUUGCCCCAGCGGUGGUGCUCGCACUACUUAUCAAUCAUGAGUUUUCCUUCCUGGAGAUCCUGUGGACUUUCAGUAUUUAUCUAGAGUCGGUGGCGAUUCUGCCGCAGCUCUUCAUGGUGAGCAAGACCGGCGAGGCGGAGACGAUCACCUCGCAUUACCUGUUCGCACUCGGCUCGUAUCGCGGGCUGUACAUCUUGAACUGGAUCUAUCGCUACGCAACUGAGGACACCUACGAUCUCAUUGCGAUCGUCGCCGGCGUCGUCCAGACGGUGCUAUACUGUGACUUUUUCUAUUUGUAUAUUACCAAAGUUUUGCAUGGCAAGAAAUUGCAGUUACCAGCUUAAUAACAUAGAUCGAACGCGAGGUGCUCAUCGUCUCGCAGCCAUCAUCCUGAAUGAAGAGUAAAUCAAAGAAAUAAGGCAAAAAAUUAAGCGAAUUAAGUCGAUAGCAAAAGCAAAAACAGUUACGCAGACCAUCCAGGAAACAUUGAAUGUAUUUUUUUGUGUAUUUGAGAGAACUUUCAUAUUGAUUGAGGUUCGUUUAUAUUAAUUAACAAUUCAUUAAUAUAUUUAGAUAAAUAAA
This is a messenger RNA of Dalotia coriaria, 1078 nucleotides long. RefSeq names its product ER lumen protein-retaining receptor (gene KdelR). Gene Ontology annotation, biological process: endoplasmic reticulum to Golgi vesicle-mediated transport; protein retention in ER lumen. The record is from RefSeq and is a predicted model, not a curated record. Bases 202 to 840 code for a protein of 212 amino acids. Gene Ontology annotation, molecular function: ER lumen protein retrieval receptor activity. Gene Ontology annotation, cellular component: cis-Golgi network; membrane; endoplasmic reticulum. The transcript is spliced from 4 exons. NCBI's taxonomy places the organism in Eukaryota, Metazoa, Arthropoda, Insecta, Coleoptera, Staphylinidae.